GACUACUGGUUUUCAUAUGAAAUCUAAGUAAAGCAUAACCUACAUAAAGUACUUGAUAUUUGACAGUUGUAUCAUAAAUAAACAGUUAAUUGAAAACUAUAAAUAGAUGAAGUUUAAAAUUAGUAACUGAGAAGUGGGAAUUAAUUACAUUGUAAUUUGAAAUAAUAUAAUCAUGGUUAUUUAUGGUGUUUAUAUCGUAUCAAAAUCGGGUGGACUAAUAUUUAAUCACGAUCACAACGUUCCACGAAUUGAAAAUGAAAGGACAUUUAAUUUUCCUCUUGAUAUAAAAUUAAAUUACGAAAAUAAGAAGAUUGUCGUCUCAUUUGGGCAAAAAGAUGGAAUUAAUGUGGGUCAUGUUUUAACUGCAGUAAAUGGUAGUCCCGUAAUAGGUCGCGAAUUGGAGAAUGGGAAAGAUGUGUUUGAAUUGCUAGAACAACCAGAGAAUUUUCCUAUGUCGCUUAGAUUUAGUCGAGCGAGAAUGACAACCAAUGAAAAAAUUUUUUUAGCAUCAAUGUUCUAUCCUCUAUUUGCAAUUGCUAGUCAAUUAAGUCCAGAACCCCGCUGUUCUGGCAUUGAAAUUUUAGAAGCAGAUACAUUUAGAUUACAUUGCUACCAAACAUUGACUGGAAUUAAAUUCAUUGUGGUAGCAGAACCUACACAAAGUGGGAUAGAAAUUCUGUUGAAAAGAGUAUAUGAACUAUAUGCAGAUUAUGCUUUGAAAAAUCCUUUUUAUUCACUGGAAAUGCCAAUUAGAUGUGAAUUGUUUGAGACUAAUUUACAAAGCUUAUUAGAAAAUGUUGAGAAGUCUGGUGCUAGCAACGUAUAAUCCAUGAUAAGGUAAUUAUCUUAUAAAUAAUAUUACACAAAACUUGUACAAAAUCAAUGUUGGUUAAGUCAGAUGAAACUUGUUAACAUUUUGUAUGACUGGUAUUGUAAAGUACAAUGUAUUAAACUGUAAAUGAUACUGAAUGUAAAUAAUCAAGAUUCUCGUUUAUACUUAA
Bombus impatiens (common eastern bumble bee) is the source of this 1001-nucleotide messenger RNA. It is a transcript of the gene Trs23, whose product is annotated as trafficking protein particle complex subunit 4. Gene Ontology annotation, cellular component: TRAPP complex. Lineage: Eukaryota; Metazoa; Arthropoda; Insecta; Hymenoptera; Apidae. The coding region runs from base 173 to 826 and encodes 217 amino acids. The transcript is spliced from 2 exons. The record is from RefSeq and is a predicted model, not a curated record. Gene Ontology annotation, biological process: endoplasmic reticulum to Golgi vesicle-mediated transport.